AUGAAAUCACACGCAAUUGCGGCCAUUUCCGUGGUGACGGGAGCUCUGAUAUCACCAUCUUCAGGUUCCUUGUUUUCUCGCGAUUCCAAACCGAUAACGUCAAUAACAGUGAAAGGAAACGCAUUUUUUCAGGGAGACAGCCGAUUCUAUAUCCGUGGAAUUGACUACCAGCCUGGUGGAUCAUCUAAGCUAGUUGAUCCCAUAGCUGAUGAGACAAGUUGUAAGCGCGACAUUGCCAAGUUUAAAGAAUUAGGUGUGAACACCGUGCGUAUUUACACAGUCGACAACACUGCCAACCACGAUGCCUGCAUGAACGCUCUUGCAGCCGCAGGAAUUUAUUUAGUCCUUGAUGUUAACACACCCAAAUACUCUCUCAACCGUGCAACCCCGGCCCCAUCUUACAAUGCCGUUUAUCUUCAGAACAUAUUUGCGACAAUAGACGCAUUUGCGGCUUACCCCAAUACUCUUGCCUUCUUUUCGGGCAAUGAAGUCAUUAACGAUGAUUCUACUACACCGUCAGCACCAUACGUAAAAGCUGUCACACGUGAUAUGAGACAAUAUAUUGGCAGCCGUGGUCACCGAAAAAUUCCUGUGGGAUACUCUGCUGCUGAUGUCGACUCUAACCGCCGUGAGAUGGCACAGUACAUGAACUGUGGUCCUGAUGACGAGCGAAGUGAUUUUUUUGCUUUCAAUGAUUACUCCUGGUGUGAUCCUUCAUCGUUUACAACCUCAGGCUGGGAUCAAAAAGUCAAAAACUUCACAGGAUACGGAAUUCCUAUUUUCCUAUCGGAAUAUGGCUGUAACACAAACACUCGCCAAUUUCAGGAAGUUGCUUCUCUUUACAGCACCGAGAUGACUAGUGUUUACUCUGGAGGCCUUGUAUACGAAUAUACCGAAGAAGGAUCCAAAUACGGGCUAGUGACAGUCAGCGGAAACACAGUUACUGAAGGACCAGACUUUGCUGCCCUCAAGUCAGCCUUUGCGAAAACUAUAAACCCAAGUGGUGAUGGUGGGUACAAUACCACCGGCGGAGCGUCUGGAUGUCCUAGUAAAUCAGCAAACUGGAACGUAGAAGAUGACUCGCUUCCGGCCAUACCUAGUGCAGCCUCAGCUUACAUGUCGAAGGGCGCAGGCAAAGGUGCUGGUCUUACAGGAACUGGAUCGCAAAACGCUGGCGGUGCGUCUACUGGUACAGCUACGAAGGGAUCUGGGGCCGUGUCUGCAACUGCCAAAUCUAGCAGUCUUGCCAAUAGCCUAAACAAGGGUUCCAUUGACCUGAGACCCCUGGCAAUCGCGGUGAUGCUUAUCACGCUCACAUUUUUUGGGGCUAUAGCUUUGUAA
Molecule: messenger RNA, 1341 nt
Organism: Blumeria graminis f. sp. triticale
Lineage: Eukaryota; Fungi; Ascomycota; Leotiomycetes; Helotiales; Erysiphaceae
Source: the annotation of a GenBank genome assembly